GUCAUUUCCGGCCAGUGUCGCCAUCUGCUUUCUCGUCCUUCUCCAAUCUCCGUGUUGUUGUUCUCGGUGACGCGGCGGAGGUGUAGCCUGACGCGGGCUCUUACGUGUCGGCCAGAAUAAAAGUGGAGCUCCGGAGGCCCGGGAGUGACGAAGGGAGUCUGUAUCGCUCAUCCAAUGAAGAUGGAGUCAGCUGUGGAGGCUCAGCAGGGGGUGGAGACUGUUGUGACUGAGACAGAGAGCCAGCAGAUCACCCCAGCACAGAUUGCUACUUUGGCACAGGUAUCCAUGACAACGGGUCACGCCUCAGCAACAGGUCCCACAGUAACGCUGGUGCAGCUUCCCAAUGGACAGACAGUUCAGGUCCACGGUGUGAUCCAGGCUGCACAGCCGUCUGUUAUCCAGUCCCCGCAGGUCCAGGCUGUUCAGAUAUCCACCAUAGCAGAAAGUGAGGAUUCACAAGAGUCAGUAGACAGUGUGACUGACUCUCAGAAGCGCAGGGAGAUCCUGUCACGACGCCCUUCAUACAGGAAGAUCCUGAAUGACCUGUCAUCUGACGCACCGGCUGUCCCUCGUAUCGAGGAGGAAAAAACCGAGGAGGAUUCAUCUGCUACUGCUGCCACACCAGCAAUCACCACGGUCACUGUCCCAACACCCAUCUACCAAACCAGCAGUGGUCAAUACAUUGCAAUCACGCAGGGUGGAGCCAUUCAGCUGGCUAAUAAUGGAACAGAUGGAGUCCAGGGCCUUCAGACUCUGACCAUGACCAACGCAGCAGCAGCCGCCCAGCCUGGAGCCACCAUCCUCCAGUACGCACAGACCAGCGAUGGCCAGCAGAUACUGGUUCCCAGUAACCAGGUGGUGGUGCAAGCUGCCUCUGGUGACGUCCAGGCCUAUCAGAUCCGAGCAGCCCCAGCCAGCACCAUUGCCCCCGGGGUUGUCAUGGCCUCAUCCCCUGCCCUCCCCACCCAGGGUGCUACCGAAGAGGUGACCCGCAAACGGGAAGUCCGCCUCAUGAAGAACAGAGAGGCAGCCCGUGAAUGUCGCAGGAAGAAGAAGGAGUAUGUUAAGUGUCUGGAGAAUCGAGUCGCUGUCCUGGAGAACCAAAACAAGACAUUAAUUGAAGAACUUAAAGCCCUUAAAGACCUUUACUGCCAUAAAUCUGAGUAGUCCCUAUCCUGAACACCAAGCUGGGCGAAGUAGCAUUUCAGUUCUUUUCAAAUACUUUGACUGUUUGAUUCUGCCUGCCUUGAAUUUUAUAGUCUGAAACUAUCACUAAAGGUGUAAAAAUAGCUCCUGUCAACAGUUAACAUGUUGCUUCACACACCUUUGACUGUGAGUCUACUCCUUAUAAUCAUAGAUUUGGCUAAUACCCAUAUAGUUAGUGUGACACUGUACUCAUCACAGCUGUUGCAGAGAUACAUGACUAGAAAAUAUUUGAUAGGAGAGUAAUAUUGAAGAAAUAUUAUGCUUAAAUGCUCUUUCACCAACAAAAAUGUAUGGUUCAAAACGGGAAGACUUAUGUUUAAUUGGCCUCAAUGGUCUAGUUGAGCAUUUGUAUUUAACUAAUGAUGCCUGGCAACUUGCGUGCGGUUGCCUCCAGUUUAAUUAACCUUGAUGUCCCUUUCAUACCAGUUGUACAGUUGUGGACCAGAACUGCAUUUCAAGCCUGAUGUGUGAUUUCAUGGACAGCUGCCAGAUAUUCAUUAAUGAAUAUUUUCUAUUGCAUUGGUGUAACUUUACAUUCAAAGUGAUGAGUUCAGUGUGACAACAAGCAUGUAAAAAAACAACACUGACUAUGAAUAUAAUUGAAUACACCGAAAUCGUGAUUAGCUGAUAUUGUUGCCUCCUAUAUGCAAUGUUUUGCAGUAUGUUCAUACUUUAUCCUAAAAAAGUUUGUACAAUACAACAGUUAAGACUCUGACAUUUCUGUAUCAGGCAAGCUCAGUCAGUAUUAGUUAAAGGCUUGGAAGGAAUUAUGAAGCUCUACUUGAUCCACAUCCUUAUGUGAACCAACUUUCAAAAAUACAGCCACUUGUAUAGCAGACUUCAACACCUAAUUGGGCACAAACUAGUCAUUUUUUUCUAAGUGUUUUUAAAAUGCUACAAACUGCCUAUCUUGAAUGAAGUGGAAGUUAGUGUGUGUCAGUAGACAGUGGAUGGCCACAGUCUUGUUGACUUAUUGUAGUGUGACACUUUUCAGUUCACUCACCUAUGUUUAUCUGCUUCUCCACCUCAAGCGGUUGACAUAGAUGUGAUUAAAAUUGGAUUAUUAGCAGGAUGAGAAAGAAGAAAGAAAGAAAUUUAUGUUUUUACAACCUGGAGUCACCUUUUUGUAGUUUUGGCCAACAUUCAUAUUAAUUAUGGUAACAUUUUUACUCACUAAUUUUAGUCCUUUUUGGACAGCAAGAUAAGGUGCAAUUUUAUCUAAAUUAUUCGGAAGUAAAAACAAAUCAUGUUGAAGCUAGCAAAAGAACACUGUACGCGCUGUUGUUCUGCACAAAGUCGUUUUUCAAAAGCACAACUUUAGCAUUCAAGUGUGUUCAUGGUCUACAUUUGUUUAGAGCUUACCGACUCCUGUGGCUUUUGGUGUCAAAGAGUAAAAUGUUGACUUGAAAUAAUGGUGAGUGAUGUCUGAAAGGAUAAAAAGAUGAGCCAGGUUGUACAAAAAAAAAAGCACACUUAGUGAGUAGUUUUAAGACCGGAGUAUUAGAUGUUUUCCAAACCCAGAUCACGUUCAGGUCAAGCGUCUUCUCAUUGUGCCACAGUAGACUGUUAGCCAAUGGUUUUCAGCGUUUUAAAAUACUGUGUAUGUUUUGCAAAUGUUUAACGGUGGUGAGACAUGGAUCGCAACAACAUGUGAGAUUUCAGGGCCAUUUUUUAAAAAAUAUGUAGCCAAUGGGAUUGUUUUUGAAGAUAUAGGCUACAGUUACAUGAACUUAACACUAAUAAUCCGUGAAGACGUGUGUUCUGUUGAAAAGAGAUCCUUUUUGUGGGACUAUGUGUGGUUUUUGAGAAGAUAUAUGUACGUAUUUGUCUGUUUAUUUUUUUAUAUUACUGUACAUAGAUUCUACAGCAUGUGUAGACCUUGUGCAUUUCUGUUUAUUUGAUAUGAAAAAUGUUCUUAUGGCUUGUAUGGAACCAACUUUGCAUAUUUGUAACAUACAUCAAUGUAUAUUAGAACACAAUGUAUGUGUGUAUCGAUGUAAUCCACCAGGCCUACCACCAUCAUGGCAGCUAAGCGUAUUGAGAAAAGGCCUUUGCUGGAGAUGUUAUAUUUUGGAGUGUCGUACUCUGUUUAGGACUGACAGUUGUGUUUGUAGAGGACAGCAAGUCUGCUGAGACCACUUGGGGUCCAAACACAUAUCAGUUUCAUAAUUACAUUUUUUUAAAAUUUGAUAACUGCACAGCAGAACCCUUGAUGGCUUCCAACCCAACCCCAUAUGUUUUUAACUGCAGUUAUAUUUUUAUCUAAUAGACCUAAGCAGAAAUCAGUAACCAUUUUUUGUAUCUUUCAGUUCAGCAAAAGACAGCAGAAUUUUUCCUUCCACUGGGUCAUUUCUUAUAUUUAUUGCAUUGUACUUGGGCUGCAGUUAUUUUACUACAAAACUACAUUAGAUUUUUUGUUUCUCAUCGACACUGGUUUCAGUGGUAGGAUAUGUGGGUUAGUUGAUCCUCAACCCAAGUAUUGGCUCACUUCAACUGGAAACUAACAGAAAUCCUCUCUAAACAUACUUGGCAUACUUAUACAGUUGGAGUUGUGUUACGGUAUUUCACAAAAUCACCUUAACUCGAGGUCCACUUGAUAGCUUUUUUUGAAUGCUUUUAAAUGCAUCUCAGUCUUCUUCAGCAGAUGGGGUCAGCACGUUCUGUAUGGGUACAGUACAAAUGGUGUGAAAUAAUAAGCUCUGAUCAAAACUCUGGAAGCUAGUAAGUGGAGUUUGAGUUAACAUUAUUUUGGCUACAAAGCUCUUUCUGUAUUUUCACAAAUACCAAAUACCUCUCAUGAGGUGAGAGGAAAUUUGGAGACAAGGAUAGUCGCUCUAACAAUUAGAGUGUGUUUCCUUAAGAUAUGUGUUUUGUUUCGUUGUAUUAGUUUGUAAAAGAUCAUCAGUUUAUGGUAGCUCAGCCACUUUUAUUUUUCUAGUUUAAAGGAUUUUGUAAUUGUACAGUAUAUGGUAUGUACUUGUGAUGUAUAGAGCACUAAAGGGUUGGCGCAUUUGAAGAAAUCACACAGCACUUCACAUUCACAUGUACUGCGCUGUACAUGCUGUCCCUGUUUUACUCUCCUCCUACUUGUCACAGCAUUAAGUUUUGAGAAAUGUAUGUGGAAUCAUAACAAAAUGUGUAAGCAGUCUUUUCAUAAUGCAUUUGAAGGGCCUUUGACCGCGCUGAUCAUAAAGCUUAUUUAUUUUAGAGGAGAUUAAGCAGUCUGUUUGACAGAAUCACUAUUGAGGAGUCACAGAGUAAUAAGUGCCAUAGGCUUGACAAUGUGUGUAGAGAUGGGUAGCACCCAAAACAUUUAGAUUCUGGUGCCAUCACAUGCACUAUAUAGACAACAGUGUUGGUAUAGCUGACCAGUACACCAACAGGGAUUUAAAGACAUCACAUUCUAAACACAUAGACAGCUUUGCAGCUGUAACAGCUUGCACUCUUCUGGGAAGGUUUUCCACAAGAUUUUGGAGUGUUUCUGUGGGAACUUUUGUC
Messenger RNA from Scatophagus argus, 4704 nucleotides. RefSeq names its product cAMP responsive element binding protein 1b (gene creb1b). Gene Ontology annotation, molecular function: DNA-binding transcription factor activity, RNA polymerase II-specific; protein binding; cAMP response element binding. The transcript has 8 exons. NCBI's taxonomy places the organism in Eukaryota, Metazoa, Chordata, Actinopteri, Scatophagidae. Gene Ontology annotation, biological process: regulation of transcription by RNA polymerase II. The record is from RefSeq and is a predicted model, not a curated record. The coding region runs from base 175 to 1167 and encodes 330 amino acids. Gene Ontology annotation, cellular component: nucleus; ATF4-CREB1 transcription factor complex.